Biomphalaria glabrata is the source of this 4872-nucleotide messenger RNA. RefSeq names its product contactin-3-like. The transcript is spliced from 28 exons. Gene Ontology annotation, molecular function: protein binding. Gene Ontology annotation, biological process: cell-cell adhesion. Bases 688 to 4449 code for a protein of 1253 amino acids. Lineage: Eukaryota; Metazoa; Mollusca; Gastropoda; Planorbidae. The record is from RefSeq and is a predicted model, not a curated record.
UCCAAAUGUUAGCAUCGCGUCUUUUAAAAACCUGUUUGGACUUUAUGUAUAACUAUCAAUGUUAUACUAAUAAGUCUUAAUCUUUUUCUAGUAAAUACGAUUUUUUUUAUAUAAAAAGAAAAUCGAUAAUAAUAAAAUUAUUAUUUAAAAAAAAGAAACCUGAUAUAAAUAAAAUAAAUAGAUAAAUGUCAAAAUUCGUAUUGGAUAUUAUUAUUAUUAUCAUUUUUUAAAAAGAAAAGUAUAUGUGAUUCAAUUCUUUCUUUUUCUUAAUUACUCCUCAAGAAGAAUCGGCUUCGUAUUGGGGCCUUAGAGAUGAACAAAACUCCAUUCGAAAACGUAAUUACAAGAAAAACAAACUAUCAGGCACAAUACUUUGAGACACAGUGCUAAGACACACAGUGCUAAGAGACACAGUGUUCCGACACACAGUGCUAAGAGACACAGUGAUUCGACACACAGUGCUAAGAGACACAGUGCUACGACACACAGUGCUAAGAGACACAGUGUUACGACACACAGUGCUAAGAGACACAGUGCUACGACACACAGUGCUUAGAGACACAGUGCUACGACACACAGUGCUAGGGGACGCGGUGCAACAAGGCACAGUGCUAGGGGGCACAGUGCUACAAGAGACAGUUCCACGAGAAACAGUGCUACAAGACAUUGUGCUAACAGAAACGGACGAUGAGACUGUUUCAGAGCACGAUGCUUCGCUGCUUGUUGGUCACGUGUCUUCAGAUAAUGUUGAUUUGCGAAGCUACACAAUUUCAAGAUUGCCCGGAUGGCUGGUUUGAAUUCUCAGACUUCUGCUACAGCUUCGUCUUUCAUCCACGCAGAACGCAGCAGGAAGCGGCUAUCGCUUGUGACCAGGGCAUGUCGUCGCUUCUUAGAGUCAGCUCCGCAGACGAGCACACGUUUAUUCAGAACUGGUUGACAACGCAUGAUACCUCAAGGUCAGGCUGGCUGACCAGUGGCUACAGUGACAGCUCGGGAACUUUGAUCUGGGAUUCAGAUGGAACAAUUAUUAGCAAAGAUUUUUUCCUUUCGAGCGAGUCACGAAUCAGUGAAGCAGCGGAUCAAAUCAUGGAUAGCAAAGUUAUCGUUUAUAAGUACAUAGGAUCUGAAUUCACCUGGUCCUGGGGGAAGUUAACAGAUGCAAUGUCAUACAUUUGUCAGAUGAACAGAGCUGACGCUUGGAAACUGGAUCAACUCAAGAGAGACUUUUCGUACGGCACUAAUAUUACGGAUCCGAACCUGUGGGAGACUGGACCAAACAUCACAUACCUGUCUCCGGACACUGUGUUCUACAGAGUUGAUGGUCAAACGACUAAGGUGAUACUGGACUGUGUGGCCACGGGUAACCCAAGGCCAACGUUUAAGUGGUUCAAGAGAAGAGCCAACCAGAAUGUCGAAGAGGAAGUGACGUCAGCAACCAAUAGCCGCGUCACCAUUACAAGCGGAAGACUUGUCAUUAUAAACCCGGACCCCUUUACAGACUCUAGCUGGUACUCGUGUGUUGUGUCGAACAAGCUGGGAACAGCAGUGUCACGUUACAUAGAGCUCAGCUUUGGGUAUAUCGACCAGUUUUCUAAUGUACAGCAAAGUGAGGUCCAAGCCACCAUGUAUAUGGGUAAAGAAUUGACCUGUCACGCACCACCUCACAAUACAGAACUCAGCUAUAAUUGGUUCAAGUCAGAGUACAACUUCAUAAGGCCUGAAUUCAAUGCUCAAUAUUUUCUCUCAAGAGACGGAAAUUUGUACAUCUCUGAGGUGCAGGCAUCAGACCAGGACGACUACUUCUGCAUGGUGUUCAUGUCUGUCCAUAACGGUCAAGUUCUUUCAGGGAACCAGCCACCAUCAAGAAUGUCACUGUCAACGAAGUUAAAAGUUGUCGGAGAAAAUGCUAACACAUAUGGUCCAGACAUCCACAACAAGUUCCCUCAAGUGUUUCCAGAUGUCCCAAUGGCAGGAGCAGACGUGUUUCUUGAAUGUCUGGCUUAUGGCAGGCUGCCUCUUAAAUAUUCAUGGGUAAGAGACGACCAACCGCUGAACCCCAAGUCCUACCUCAAGGACCAUAACCGUGUCCUGGUCAUCCCUUCAGCCAGACUAGAAGACUCAGGGUCCUACACCUGUGUGGUGCAGGGAUACUCAAUGUCCAACAAAACCUUACAACUCAGAAUGAAAGCUCAACCAGUCUUCCCCUUUCCCUUACAAAAUCAACAUGUCGAUGCCGGAAGUAGACUUACCUGGACAUGCCACGCCCUGGGUGUGCCUCCACCUGUCUACACUUGGUAUAAAAAUGGUGUCCGCCUGUCAGCAGUGCAAGGGUCAACAACGGUGUUCAGAAAUACUUUGACGAUUGACCCUCUGGAGGUCGGCAAGCACGAUGGAGUCUAUCAGUGCGAAGCUACAAAUGACUUUUGUUCUGCUCGCUCUACGGCACAGAUCAGGGUGCUAUUUUUUGCGCCUACCUUUAGUAAAAGCCCGGUACCAUCUUUUUUACUGGCCAGUGCUGGUGGAAACGUGACGAUACCUUGCCUGCCAGAGGCGGCACCAAGGGCUCAGGUCAAGUGGCUGAAAGAUGGUGUAGAAGCCGGAAACAUACUCCCCAGCGGCGCCCUGCUUCUAUCAGCGCUCUCCACCGCCAACUCUGGAAACUAUACCUGUGUGGCCACCAAUGAACUGGGUGAAGCUAGGUCAACUUGUUUUCUAAGUAUACAAGAAGCGGCUGUAUUCACCGUGUUGCCAAGAAAUGUGGAAGUUGUUCAGAACGAGACUGCUGUCCUUGACUGUCAAGCUUCACUGGAUGAGCAUGAGAUGGAGGCAGUUUACGCCUGGAAGUUUUAUUCACAUCUGAUUGAUCUGUCUGAAGAAAGCAAAGACAAGACACACUACUGGAUGCCAAUGUCUGGCAACAAAUUGUCUGGAAAGCUGUACAUUAUCAAUGCUCAGUACUUUCAUGAAGGUCUGUAUACCUGUGUGGUAACUACAGCAACAGGAGUAAUCACAGCUAGUGCUUAUGUCACUGUUAAAGGUGCACCUGGAGAACCAGGAGGUGUGCAUGUUCGAAGGAAUAUCAGCUCAACUGUCAGUCCUCUGCAGGUUGUUCUACUCUGGCGAGACGGUCUGGAACAUGGCUAUCCUGCAACCAAAUACCGCAUUGAGUUCUCAUCAAUAUUUGACAAGCAAUGGAAGACUUUAAGAGAAGACAUAACAAUUCAAGAGACCCACUCUGAUGAGAUCCCAGACUGGAGAGCAGUCAAGAUUUCCGAGGGUCUCAUGCCUGGGAGUUCCUAUCGAUUCCGAGUCCAGUCAGGAAAUCACCAGUUUGGCUAUGGAGAUGUUAGUAGUGGACCUUACAGAUGGUACACGAUUUCUGCAGCAGCUCCAGUGGCGGCGCCACAGAAUGUUGGAGGUGGGGGAGGCAGUGUUGGCAUUUUGAGCAUCACUUGGAAUGCUAUACCAAGAGAUCAAUGGGGCAGUUCCGCCUUACACUACUGUGUUUACUACCGUCGUCAUGGCAACAACGUGGACAACUCACGGUGGAUACAAGUGGACAAUCUCAUUGAUACGUCACUUUAUAUAACUGUUGGUCCAGAUAAUUAUUAUCUCCCUUACGAGGUGAUGGUACAGGCAGUGAACGAGAAAGGCAGGGGACCUAACUCCACAGUGGCCAUCGUAUACUCUGCUGAGGAUGUACCCACCAACGUAUCUCCUGUGUUUGAGUCAGCCAACGCCAUCAAUGGUACUGCUGGAAUAGUCACAUGGAAACCAGUCCCAGACACGAGAGAGGCUGCCAAAGGAAAAGUUUUUGGAUACCAGAUCAACUAUUGGUUGGAAGAUACCAAAUGUCUGGGUAAAAAUGAGCUGAAUGGUAUGUCCAUCAACAUUUACGGUGAUGUGUCCAGUGGCAUGCUUGUAGGACUGGACUUCUCUGGCGACUACUGCCUGAACAUCCAGUUCCAGAACAACGCUGGGAUGGGACCAAAAACGGACAACUAUUACAUGGGGAUGAACGAUGCACCACCCAGUCAGUAUCCCGAGUAUGUAACAGUUCUCUCUCAUGGCAAUGACAGCGUGAGGUUGAUUUGGAGAGGGAUCUCAACCAUCUUUAGAGAAGAACCUCUUCUUGGUUACAAGGCCCUGUGGUGGGAUGUCAGAGAAGACAUAAGAACCGCCAAGAUUGCGACAUUUUCAAGAAUCCCAACAGGAGUCAUACAUGGGAUAGAAAAAGAUGUUGUUUAUAAGCUUCGUGUCCUGGGCUACAGUCGUGGUGGCAACGGAAAGAAAAGUCCAACAGUUUACUUUACCUUAGGAGGUCAAGUUCUGAUUGAUCCUCUAACAACAGACGUCAUGAACGAUAGCAGAUCAAGAAAGACGAAUCAGUUCCAUGUUUAUUUCUUAACACUAGUUUAUCUGCUGUCUACUCAAGUUGCCCAGACGUAGCGAUGAGAUAGGAAAAUAUUUGACUGAAUGCCAGUACGGGAAAACAAAUCAACAACAACAUUAAAGAUGUACAAAGGAAAAAUAAAAUCUCUUUGAAAAAUCAUGAUUAAAAAUAUAGCACCAAAGAAGGCUAGAACUGGCUAGACACCAAGAAAGUGUUGAUUUAACUCUUUCUCUCUAAUUUUAAUUAUUUACCACAUACCAUAUGGUAUCGUCAGUUAGGAGAGAAAGAGUUAAAAAAAAAACAUUUUUAAAAAAUACGAAGCUUAUAUUAAGCUUAGUUGUAUCAAUGAGUUUGGAUCAGUCAUGUAUUUAAAUUUGUAAAAGAUCUAGACUAACAGAAAUAAAUCUGCGCAAUUACAAAUAUUUUUACCAAUUGUUUUCGUUGAUCUCAAUUUCAUGCUUUUAGCUUUCUCUAUGCGC